Ceratosolen solmsi marchali is the source of this 1368-nucleotide messenger RNA. It is a transcript of the gene POLDIP2, whose product is annotated as DNA polymerase delta interacting protein 2. The record is from RefSeq and is a predicted model, not a curated record. Gene Ontology annotation, biological process: error-free translesion synthesis. The transcript has 6 exons. Gene Ontology annotation, molecular function: DNA binding. The coding region runs from base 131 to 1135 and encodes 334 amino acids. NCBI's taxonomy places the organism in Eukaryota, Metazoa, Arthropoda, Insecta, Hymenoptera, Agaonidae. Gene Ontology annotation, cellular component: mitochondrial nucleoid; nucleus.
CGAGACCUCGAAUGUUUGGAAAUGACAAUCAAUAGGACUUUCAGUGUUUUAUGCUGUGCAUAUCAUGGCCGGUGAUUAGCCGGAACAUCCCUUCAUUUAGUUUUGAUUUAUAAAUUUAUUUUUAUCCACAAUGGAACUAUCACGGAUUGCUUUGGGUAACGGAUUAAAAAAGUCACUGCUUCAUUUAACGAAAAGCGUCCUUUCUGUGCACGUGGCGAGAUAUAUUAGAUUGGCUGAAGUGGGCAAGUUGGAAGCUCCAAAACUCCAAGGAAAGUAUGAAACUGGACAGUUGAUUUUACACAGAGUUUUUGGUUAUCGAGGGGUUAUUCUUUUUCCAUGGCUUGCCAGAGUGUAUGACAGAGAUUUACCAAACAGUACUGAAACUGGAAAUUUUAACGGAGUCGGAAAAGAAGUAAAAGGAAGAACACACACAUUUUAUCAAGUAUUAAUUGACCAGCGAGAUUGUCCUUAUAUUAGAGCACAAACUGAAGCCGUAACUUUCCUCGGGAAUCAUGAGAGCAGUCGAAGUCUUUAUGCUAUACCAGGUUUAGAUUAUGUUGCUCAUGAAGAUAUUUUACCUUAUACAACAAAUGAAAAACCAGCUUUACAACACGAACUCUUUGAUAAAUUUCUCUCUUAUCAUUCGGAUAAGGAUCCACCUUUCAUAGCUCAAGAUACUCUACAGGCAUGGCAAAAAAAAAAUCACCCAUGGUUAGAACUUUCAGAUGUCCAUAAAGAAACUACAGAGAAUUUAAGAGUUACUGUCAUACCAUUUUAUAUGGGUUGUAGAGAUAGCCAGGCCGCAUCGGUAUACUGGUGGCGUUAUUGUAUAAGAUUAGAAAAUCUUGGAGAUUUAAGCGUUCAAUUAAGGGAAAGACAUUGGAGAAUAUUUAGUUUGUCUGGCACGUUAGAAACAGUAAGAGGGCGAGGUGUUGUUGGUCAAGAGCCUGUAUUAUCAAAGACCUUACCAGCCUUUCAAUAUAGUAGUCAUGUUAGUUUACAAGCUCCCAGUGGUCAUAUGUGGGGAACUUUUAGAAUGGAAAGAGAAGAUGGAUACGCCUUUGAUUGUAGAAUACCACCAUUCUCUUUAGAAUCAAAAACAGAAGACGCUGCAACUCCCAAUCAAAAUACCUAAAUAUAUUUAAAGAAUAUAAAAGAAAAUUUACUUAGACUAAGAACACUGAACGAUUGAAGUUAUUUUUAAGAUAUAACCUUAAAAAAUUAUUCGGUUUCAAUGUAAUAAAUUAAACUCUAAUGAAUCACUAAAUUAAUUUUGUAUAUAACCUUAUGAGUAUUUAGCAUCGCAAACGUAGAUCUUGAUAAACAUUAUAACUUUCUAAACUUGAAAUGUAAGUUAAAAAAAAAAAA